CAUUGGAGGCGGUGCAUCGCUUCGUUUUGGAAAACAUAGUUAUAUAGAGCAUGCCACGCCCAACUUACCACUUGUUGAUCUUGGCCUGCGUCAGCAAUCAAUCAGCCUUUUCUACCAAUCCUCCAUCAAUCAAACGCUAUCAUCAAAAGCAAAACUACAAGUAGUUAUCCAUCACCACAUUCGCAACCACAGCCCCUCACUCAACUCUCGAUAACAACAUCACCGCCAAAAUUACGAAUUACUACACGAAUUACUACACAACCACCAUUCAAAACCCCCCAAACCGCAACAAUGGCCAAAGCAACAUACGCACCCUCCACCUUCUCCGAGACCUCAACCAUCUGCUCCUUUGAAAAGGAAUCCUUCGAAAAGGACCCCGCCGCGACAGCAGCAGCACCCGCCGUCAAGGAACGCCGCUCCCUCCGAUCAAGAGUCAAGAAGGCCCUCCGCGAGGUCGGAAACCCGCCCACCUACCGCUACGACCUCGAGCACGGCAUCGAGACCAAGAGGACGGUGCCCGUCGGUCCCAUGGGCUUCAACGAUGAGCGAUAA
Molecule: messenger RNA, 552 nt
Organism: Colletotrichum acutatum
Lineage: Eukaryota; Fungi; Ascomycota; Sordariomycetes; Glomerellales; Glomerellaceae
Exons: 2
Coding region: 292-552 (86 amino acids)
Source: RefSeq, a predicted model, not a curated record